Molecule: messenger RNA, 1377 nt
Organism: Opisthorchis viverrini
Lineage: Eukaryota; Metazoa; Platyhelminthes; Trematoda; Opisthorchiida; Opisthorchiidae
Exons: 3
Coding region: 405-1217 (270 amino acids)
Biological process (GO): mitochondrial translation
Cellular component (GO): mitochondrial large ribosomal subunit; ribosome
Molecular function (GO): structural constituent of ribosome; rRNA binding
Source: RefSeq, a predicted model, not a curated record
CAAUAUUAGACCUUUUUGGAUAACUUAAGUGACGGGAGCAACCCACAAAAUACACUGAAUGCAUAGGUGAUUUUCGGUCGUGUGGGAUGCUUCGUGUAAAGAACGAUCAGUCAUUCAAAAUCAUUACCGAGAGAUCCCUCCAUCUUUUCUUGGCGGAAUAGUGAUCUCCGAGCUUGAGUGUGGUACUUGAGGUUAUCCAUCCCUAUGUCAUGGUCAUAGAGAAAACUUUUGCAACUUAUUCUUCGACUUUGACAAAGUUUGCGCAGUAUGGCUCAUGGCAAGUGAUUCUUAAGUUUUCACGCGAUUGAUUUUCCUACUUUCUUUGCAGUUUGGCAUUAUUUACGCUUGUCAGAGGGCAUUGCGCAAUUUUCCUAAAUUAAGUGAGCUGUGAAGCAUUGGACUCUAUGUUGACGCUCCUGGAGUCAUCAUUGUUAAGGAACGCGUGUAAAAAAUGGUUUCCAAAACGCGUGUCCAUUUUUCCUGCUACCUUCGCUGUCAGCAACGGUUCGCGGCCAACUAGAUGGCUAUCGUCGAAUUUUCGAUCGGAAUAUUAUCCAUUUGUUCCAUGGAAAGUGAGAGGAGAACUGGAUGCUGUUGAAUUUCCACCGGAACGCCGGAGACUUCAUCCGCUCCAACGUAGUCCUUACAUUAAUACAGCUACUAAGCCGGUGAAACAUGCUCGUCACUUGAUUGACUAUCGCGGACCAGAACUGGUGCGCAACCAGCUUAGUUACGGGCAGUAUGGCGUGCAAGCUCUUGAUGGAGGUGAAUUGUUGUUUGGUCAUUUGGAGAUGCUCCGUCUCACCAUCAACCGGCAUCUGGAUGAGAAGCGUAUGUUUGCUGUGUGGGGCGUCGAAUCUCCGUGGAAAGCGAAAACGAAACGCUCACAAGGCAAAAGAAUGGGUGGCGGCAAGCCCGACAUACAUCAUUACGUCACUCCCAUCAGAUCCGGUCGUAUAAUCGUGGAACUUGGUGGAUACCUGGAUUGGCAAGAAGCUUACCGGGUAUUGAGUCGCGUGGCUGAUAAACUUCCCUUCCCAGCUCGUUUCGUCUCACAAGAGUUGCUCGACUGCGAGAAACGCAUCGAGGGCUACAUCGCUGCGAAAAAUGUCAAUCCGUUUGCUGAUGCUCGCCAGGCACUCUACCAUAAUUAUGCCGGUUGUCACCAGUUUAUCAGCCCCUAUCAUCUGGAAUGGGACACCACAAAAUUCAUUUAGCGACAAUUAAUCACUGUUACUUUGCUCACAUUUGUGUACAUACAGUAGAUUUUCUUAUGGCUUUGUUUAUUUUGUAAUUUAGCUCACGUGAUUGGUUCACGUUUGUCUAUCCUGACUGCGGUCGGUUGUGCUUGGAAGUUGCAUUUGUAGUGUGACAAAU